Molecule: messenger RNA, 792 nt
Organism: Suillus paluster
Lineage: Eukaryota; Fungi; Basidiomycota; Agaricomycetes; Boletales; Suillaceae
Exons: 3
Coding region: 1-792 (263 amino acids)
Source: RefSeq, a predicted model, not a curated record
AUGGCCUUUGACACACACACUUAUCACAUCGAACACUCCUCCGCUCACGGCUAUGCUGCAUCCCCACACUUCUCAAAUGCAAGGAUGUGGCAGCAUUCAUCUACAGGUCUAGAGGUUGUCAACGAAUCAGAUCUAUCACCCUUCAUAGCUACCAUUGUUGGGCGUGUAUCUCCAUACUGCCUGAAAUGUACCCCCUCUGGCAACCAUUUCACAGGCGCGGAUCAUGAGUUAUCAGUGGAUUAUCUGGCUAGAGUCCGUAAUCUGGAAAUAUUGCAAGCGGAAGUCGGUAAAACGGGCAACCACAAAAACAUGGUGAUUGAUGACUACACUGGUAAAAUGAUUCGCUUCAUAAAAAACAUAUUCACUGUUUGUGACCGCACAAUUCCAGACUCUCCUCACGGAGAGGCUGCAGAGAACGCCCCAAAGAUGGAUGAUGAAACAAAAAAUUGGCUGAUUCCGGAUGAGUUCGCACACAACUUUGACGGAUUGAAGUAUAGCAUGGCGGCUGAGCCGUUGCCUCUCUACCAUGAAGGUCACUUGGUAGAGCCAAGACACGCCAACCAGAUCAUAAACGGCACAAUCAUGGAGGUACAAUUCAGCAUUCAGCACUGGUGCAUCACAGACUUCAAUAGCUUCCAAGCCACUGCACAAAAGGUGACAGUUUUGAGGCUCGGGCCCAUUCACAUUCCAUCUAACUACAAACAUGCCAACCCGGAGGCUGAUCUUGAUGAACAGCCUAAGAUGAAGAAACUGCGAUAUAAUGCAGAGGCUGGUUCAUCAAAGGAUGGAUAA